AUCCUCGCCCCCGAGAGACGUUACACAAGUUGGCUUGUAACGUGAGGAGCAACCCGGAAAUGGAUGUAAACAACCACCUAUCGCUGCAGUGAAGCUCCGGUGCGAGAUUGAACGCAGAAAGCCACGUUUUAUUCAAGUGACUGGCGCGAGGCUACAUCUGGGUUGAAGAUGCUUAAGACCAUCGGACAAGCUCUGUUUUCAACAGGACUGCAGUACCCCAAGCACUCAAAUCUUGAGAGUAAGGGCGAAGACUACGAGGUCCGCACGUAUGAGGUCACCAACUGGGUGAGCACCACGCUGACGGGCAUGGAGUUGGACCCAGCGAUGAAUGCGGGAUUCAGAAGACUCUUCAAAUACAUUCAGGGCGAGAACGAGAGAAAGGAGAAGGUGGAGAUGACGGCUCCUGUGACGUGUCGUGUAGAACCAGGUGCUGGUCCGGCGUGUGAGACCACCUUCACCGUCUCCUUCUUCAUCCCCGAGCAGAACCAGGCCGACCCGCCCAAACCCACCAACCCCGAGGUGUUCAUCGAGAACCGGCCCGAGUUCACAGCCUUCGUACGGACGUACGGGGGCUUCAGUCGAGAGCAGACGGUCCGUGAGGAGCACCUGAAGCUGGCUGAGAGUCUCCGCAGAGACGGGGUGCCGUUCCGCGAGGAACCGUACUACAGAGCGGGGUACGACAGCCCCUUCAAGCUCACCAACCGCAGGAACGAAGUCUGGCUCCUGCAGUAGGGUCCAGUGGGAGACGGCAGGGACUACAGGAGCCAGGAAGGGCCAAAAGAGGCAAGGACUUGCAGCUGUAGUUCGAGGUCAAGGGUCGGCCUUGAGGUGUUUUAUUGGCCUGAUGCUGUUGAAGUCGCCGUGAGUCAAGUGACUCAUCUAAACAGUAACUAACCCGAGAUGACUUAAGAUCAUAACGCAUAACGUCAUGAAGCAGCUGACACACUUGUGAGGGGGUAUUAAAUGAUUGUUAGGGGGUAAUAAAUGAUUGUUAGGGGUAUUAAAUGAUUGUUAGGGGGUAUUAAAUGAUUGUUAGGCGGUAUUAAAUGAUUGUUAGGGGGUAUUAAAUGAUUGUUAGGGGGUAUUACAUGAUUGUUAGGGGGUAUUAAAUGAUUGUUAGGGGUAUUACAUUAUUGUUAGGGGUAUUACAUUAUUGUUAGGGGUAUUAAAUGAUUGUGAAGGGCAGAGGCCUUUCUUAGGUGUGUGCCUUAGCCUUAAAGGUCACUUUAAGGUCGCUUGUCUGUGUUUUAUGCAAAGGGCAAAUGUUAAAGGGAGAUUGUAAUAUAUGUUAAGGCUACUACUUAAUGUGAAACUGUUUAAUACUGUCUGAGGUCACAUACUUCUCGGUGGCCACACACACACACACACACACACACAGCCCUGUGUACUGUUUACGGAUGAGGGUUCAUUUUCAUUGCCUCAUGAUUUCGCAUUUGUGGGGUAGAUGUGACACUUUGAAGGAAAUUUGUAUCAAUUAAUCGCUGUGAUCAGUGUAUUUAUACAGAUCAAUUAAUCGCUGUGAUCAGUGUAUUUAUAUAGAUCAAUUAAUCGCUGUGAUCAGUGUAUUUAUAUAGAUGUUAUCAGAGCUGCCAACAAACUACUCUUUACUGCAGGUAUAAUAAAUAUAUUUACCAUU
Clupea harengus (Atlantic herring) is the source of this 1636-nucleotide messenger RNA. Its product is annotated as heme-binding protein 2-like. Gene Ontology annotation, cellular component: cytoplasm. Gene Ontology annotation, molecular function: heme binding. Lineage: Eukaryota; Metazoa; Chordata; Actinopteri; Clupeiformes; Clupeidae. The record is from RefSeq and is a predicted model, not a curated record.